UGUGUUGUAGCUAGGAGCGAAAGGAUGUUGACCGUCCUCUGAGAGUGUUUGUAACAGACUGUAAUGAACAAUAUUACAACAUGAGUCAAAAAUAAGCGUCAGUUCGCUCUCACCGAAUGAAGAAACAAUAACGGAACUGUCCAUCAUGUCAGUCAACAGAUGCGUGUUUAUUUUCUCACGGGUGCCGCACAGAAUUCGUGCAAUAUCUGUGCAAAACAGAAAUGUACUUGACAGUCGUGCUAGGCAAGUUGCUUCUAUAGCGUUAUUAAAACAUCCUUCGACAGGUCAUCUGUCCCCAAGAAGACACGUUUCUUCCAACAGCUCUUCACGACCACCGGACACCUCGCUUUUUGUCCCCCUGAGCGUCAAAAGCGAGCUCACCGCGGAUGCUAGUGUAGGAGCGGAGCUUACGCAACCUCUGGAUAAAAGUGAACUUCUAAAAGUGCUGAAUAAAUUCUACAAGAGGCCAGAGAUCCAAAAAUUAGCAGCAGACCAUGGUCUCGAUGCUCGUCUCUUUCACCAAGCCUUCAUCAGUUUUAGGAAGCACGUGUUGGAGAUGUCUGCCAUCUCUGCUGAUCUUCACAUCGUUCUCAAUGACAUCUGCUGUGGAGCAGGGCACAUAGAUGACAUCUAUCCUUACUUCAUGAGACACGCCAAGCAGAUAUUUCCUAUGUUAGACUGCAUGGACGAUCUUCGCAAAAUUAGUGAUCUGCGUGUUCCCGCCAACUGGUACCCAGAGGCUAGGGCCAUUCAAAGGAAGAUCAUAUUUCAUGCUGGGCCCACAAACAGUGGGAAGACCUACCAUGCCAUCCAGAGGUACCUGGCAGCCAAGUCCGGGGUCUACUGUGGGCCGCUGAAGCUGCUGGCCCAUGAAAUCUUUGAGAAGAGCAACAACUCAGAAGUGGCCUGUGACUUGGUGACGGGAGAGGAAAGGACGUUUGUGGAUCCAGAGGGGAGGCAAGCUUGUCAUGUGGCCUGUACCAUUGAGAUGUGCAGCGUCAACACACCUUACGAGGUUGCAGUGAUAGAUGAGAUCCAGAUGAUCAGAGACUCGUCAAGGGGCUGGGCCUGGACCAGGGCACUACUAGGACUGUGUGCAGAAGAGAUCCAUGUGUGUGGCGAGCCUGCUGCCAUUAACUUUGUCACUGAGCUCAUGUACACUACAGGAGAGGAGGUAGAGGUGCGUAACUACCAGCGCCUGACACCUUUCUCCAUUAUGGACCAUGCUGUGGAGUCUCUGGACAACCUCCACCCUGGAGACUGCAUCGUGUGCUUCAGUAAAAACGACAUCUAUUCCAUCAGUCGCCAGAUUGAGAUCCGUGGACUAGAGUGUGCGGUCAUCUACGGCAGUCUGCCCCCUGGCACCAAGCUUUCUCAGGCGAAGAAGUUCAAUGACCCCGACGAUCCCUGCAAGAUUCUGGUUGCCACAGACGCCAUAGGCAUGGGCCUGAACCUGAGUAUCAAGCGCAUCAUCUUCAACUCUCUGGUGAAGCCCAACGUUAACGAGAAGGGGGAGAAGCAGAUGGAAACCAUCUCCACCUCCCAGGCCCUGCAAAUUGCCGGCAGGGCUGGCCGCUUCAGCUCAAUCUUCAAAGAGGGACAGGUCACCACCAUGUAUCGAGACGACCUUGUUGUCCUCAGGGAUCUCCUCGGUCACAGUGUUGAGCCCAUCAAGACAGCAGGUCUCCAUCCUACAGCUGAGCAGAUUGAGAUGUUUGCCUACCACCUACCAGAAGCCACUCUCUCCAACCUCAUAGAUAUCUUUGUGAGUCUCUCUCAAGUGGACGGCCUCUACUUCGUCUGUAACAUUGACGACUUCAAGUUCCUGGCCGACAUGAUUCAGCACAUCCCUCUGAACCUGCGCUCGCGCUAUGUCUUCUGCACAGCACCCAUCAACAAGAAACAGCCCUUCGUCUGCACCUCCUUCCUCAAGUUCGCCAGACAGUUCAGUCGAGAUGAGCCUCUGACCUUUGAGUGGGUGUGUCGUCAAAUCAACUGGCCGCUGGUCCCACCCAAAAACAUCAAAGACCUGGUGCAUCUGGAGGCUGUGCACGAUGUUCUAGAUCUCUACCUCUGGCUAAGCUACCGGUUCAUGGACAUGUUCCCAGACGCGAGCCAUGUGAGGGUGAUCCAGCAGGAACUGGACGACAUCAUCCAGCUGGGCGUCCGGAACAUCACCCGCCUCAUCAGAGCCACCGAGGCUGCGGACCCCUUGGCUGGCCAGCAGCAGAAGCACGCUGUCCCCCUCAGACGGAGCCGCAAGCCUGCGGGGAGCGGAGGCACGGGCAAGGACAUCUCGCUGGGGUCUCGCCUGGUCAAGGAUGGUUUGCUGACCUCUGACCUCCUGAGACAGCUGCAGAGGGAGUGGUCUAAAGAACACACCUCCGUUGGAGAGAUGGCUAACCCAAUAACAACAGCCGGGACAGGAAAAGACAAAAACAAAGUGAAGAAGAAGAAGAAAUGAGUGUGUCUGACAGAAGGAUUCAGAGAAGGUUUUAGUUUUAUAAAUGGAGGAUUUUGUCACCUCUUCACCGAACUGAACAAAAAACAUCAUAUAAUAUCUGAGACAGUACUACAGAGAUAGUUAGUUCCUUUUACAUGCCUAAAAAAACUAUAUGGUUACAAAAGACUUUGGUCAAUUUCAGCAUCAAACACUGGUACACACCAAUGUCCUGUACUGUAUGUGCUGUAAAAUCCUGAUUGGAUACUGCAAUGAGUUAAUAAACUCAAUGUCGUCAUAUUUGUA
Messenger RNA from Osmerus eperlanus (European smelt), 2746 nucleotides. RefSeq names its product SUV3-like helicase (gene supv3l1). The record is from RefSeq and is a predicted model, not a curated record. Gene Ontology annotation, molecular function: RNA helicase activity; hydrolase activity, acting on acid anhydrides; ATP binding. Gene Ontology annotation, cellular component: mitochondrial degradosome. Bases 146 to 2464 code for a protein of 772 amino acids. The transcript is spliced from 15 exons. NCBI's taxonomy places the organism in Eukaryota, Metazoa, Chordata, Actinopteri, Osmeriformes, Osmeridae. Gene Ontology annotation, biological process: RNA catabolic process; mitochondrial RNA 3'-end processing.